This is a messenger RNA of Myripristis murdjan (pinecone soldierfish), 1317 nucleotides long. RefSeq names its product BCAS2 pre-mRNA processing factor (gene bcas2). Lineage: Eukaryota; Metazoa; Chordata; Actinopteri; Holocentriformes; Holocentridae. Gene Ontology annotation, cellular component: catalytic step 2 spliceosome; Prp19 complex; precatalytic spliceosome. The record is from RefSeq and is a predicted model, not a curated record. The transcript is spliced from 7 exons. Bases 114 to 791 code for a protein of 225 amino acids. Gene Ontology annotation, biological process: mRNA processing.
GACAGAAGAAGAAGUUUCCGAGCGGAAGACACGUUGUUUAAUUCCGAGUGGCUGGAAAGUGGACAGAGAGAGAGCAACAGUUCAAACAAACAGCACUAAAAACAGCGAUAAACAUGGCCGGUACGGCUUCAGUAGCAGGUGAAGUGUUCGUGGAUGCUCUGCCAUACUUUGACCAGGGUUACGAUGCAGCAGGUGUCAGAGAGGCGGCUGCAGCUUUGGUGGAGGAGGAGACCAGAAGAUACCGACCCACCAAGAACUACCUGAGCUAUUUGCCCACACCUGAUUUCUCUGCUUUUGAGACGGAAAUCAUGAGAAAUGAAUUUGAGAGGCUGGCAGCUCGACAACCCCUGGAACUCCUCAGCAUGAAGAGAUAUGAGCUUCCCGCCCCAUCAUCAGGACAGAAGAAUGACAUCACAGCAUGGCAGGAGUGUGUGAACAACUCCAUGGCCCAGCUGGAACACCAGGCGGUUCGCAUUGAGAACCUGGAGCUCAUGUCGCAGUAUGGCACCAACGCAUGGAAAGUCUACAAUGACAACUUGGCUUUCAUGAUUGAGAUGGCUCAAAAGGAACUUCAAAAAUUCAGGAAGCAAAUUCAGGACUUAAACUGGCAGCGAAAGAACGAUCAGUUGGCAGGAGGAGCCAAACUCCGAGAGCUGGAGUCAAACUGGGUGUCUCUCGUCAGUAAGAACUAUGAGAUCGAGCGGGCCAUCGUCCAGCUGGAGAACGAAGUGGGCCAGCUCAGACAGCAGCAGGGGGACGAGAACAAGGAAAACAUCCGACAGGACUUCUAGAGCCACACAAGCUCUUCCCCCUCACAGCGCUGACUGGACUUUACAGCUUGAUGGUCCCACGACAAGGCCACAACCAAUCUCAAAAGACUGAUUGACUUCUCUGACCUAACUGAACCGAACUCAUUGGGAUUAAAUUCAGCACCAAUGUUCAGCGUCUUCACUGUCAGGUGUGGUGCAGGCAGGUCAUCCAGUUUUGGUCCACAAGUUCACAUAUUUGUGAGAUCCAGCCGGAGGGAGGGAAGCUCAGCUGCAUCUUCUCAGGCUGAAUUUGGAUGUUCAGUGGAGGCUUCCCGGAUAUCUUGAUGACAUGGCAUCUUACCAGAGAGACUGUCUUCAUGACAUUUUCAACCCACUGUUGGUUAAAUGUGGUUAGGUCACAUUGGCGUUUAAUAGAGAAAACCUUUUUACCAGCUUGUAUGUUUUGGUUGAUUCACAUGUUCAGAUAUGAGAGAUGAAGUGUCUCCAUGUUAGACCAAUGUUAUUUUUAUGCUGUUGUAAUAAAAUGAACGUUUUGUUCUUCCUCUUA